Molecule: messenger RNA, 2967 nt
Organism: Corylus avellana
Lineage: Eukaryota; Viridiplantae; Streptophyta; Magnoliopsida; Fagales; Betulaceae
Product: BEL1-like homeodomain protein 1
Biological process (GO): regulation of DNA-templated transcription
Molecular function (GO): DNA binding
Source: RefSeq, a predicted model, not a curated record
UCAUCCUUUGAUGGGUUUCUUUUCAAAUUUUAAUUAUAUAUUUUAUUAAUUUCUUUUGCUUAUGAUCUUUGAUGGGCUUUGUGCCAGUCUAAAUCAUCUAAUUCCCUCUAAACUCUCUCUCUCUUUUCUCUAUUUCUCUAUAUAUAUAUCUUCCCUAUACUCUAUAUAUAUAAACACCAUAUAUACUUACAUCUUCUAGCUGCAUCUUCCUUCUCUCUUCUCCCUCAGCCUCUGAAACAUACAUAAUAACAUCAUAUCUAAUGUUUCAUACCAGAUUUUCCUGUUUUUCCUUGAUGGGUGUUGUUAAUAUAUUUCCGAUCUUCAGGGUUCUUCAUGGAUUCAUCAUCAGCUUUUCCUCUCUAAUUGCUUUUCCCCUGCAGGAUCCGUACAUCCAUCUGUCAGAGCCCCAUCAAUGAAAUUAAGCAUCAGAAUGGGCUGAAGUCAUCAUGCUUUGAAGAAAUAUAUAUUCUCUUUUGUUUCUAUAUAUUGGGUGUGUCCGUACACUCACCGAGAAAAUCAAUCUCUGCAGCUUUUUCUUUCUAAUUUCUUUCCAAAAUCAUCCAUGGGGACCUACUUUCAUGUGAGUUCAGAAAUCCAAGCCGCCGCCGAUGGGCUGCAGACGCUUUACCUCAUGAAUCCCAACUACGUUCCGUACACUGACACCCAACACCAACACCCUGCAGCCAACAUGCUCUUCCUCAAUCCUGCCGGCCACGCGCUCAACCAGGGCAAUCUACCCCACGCGCAGCCGCCGCCCAACCAACACUUCGUUGGGAUCCCACUCAUUGCCGCAAACAAUUCUGAUGAUCCCAGCCGUGCAUCAAUGCUUGCCACACAAGAAAUUUCAGGCCUCCAUGGCGCCAUGGCCGCGCCCUCCUCUCGGGUUCACUACAACUUAUGGGAUCAUACGGCUGCGACCACCUCCGAUGUCGGGACGCCGCAGAUGGGCUUUCGGGGGCCGACAGCUCAGCAGGGCUUGUCGCUCAGCCUGUCGUCUCAACAGCCACCUUAUCGGUCGCUUUCCGGCGAGCAGGAUGUGGUAGGGAAUUCUCCGUCGUCAGCGUCGGCAGUGUCUAACGGAAUUUCGGGUAUGCAGAGUGUUAUUUUGGGGUCCAAGUACUUGAAAGCUGCUCAGGAAGUUCUUGACGAAGUUGUAAAUGUUGGAAAGGGAAUCAAAGUGGAGGGGACCAAAGAAAAGAUCACGAAGAUGAAUAAAGAAUCAAAGGGCGUGAUUGGAGAUUUUCCAGGGGAAGGUAGUAGUAGUAGUACUAAGCAAGCAACUGAGCUCACCACUGCGCAGAGGCAAGAACUUCAGAUGAAGAAGGCAAAGCUUGUUACCAUGCUUGAUGAGGUGGAGCAAAGAUACAGAGAAUACCACCACCAAAUGCAGAUAGUGGUGUCUUCAUUCGAGCAGGCAGCAGGCUUGGGAUCAGCAAGAUCUUACACGGCCCUUGCUUUACAGACGAUCUCAAAGCAAUUCCGCUGCCUGAAAGAUGCAAUUUGCUCACAAAUAAAAGGCACAAGCAAGAGCUUGGGUGAUCAAGAGGAUUGCUUUGGAGCAAAGGCUGAGGGUUCAAGGCUCAAGUAUGUCGAUCAACAGCUACGGCAGCAGCGGGCGCUGCAACAGUUUGGAAUGCUGCAACACAAUGCCUGGAGACCCCAGAGAGGGUUGCCUGAAAGAGCUGUCUCCGUUCUACGUGCUUGGCUCUUUGAUCACUUCCUACACCCCUAUCCCAAGGAUGCAGAUAAAAUUCUGCUUGCAAAACAAACUGGACUAACUCGAAGCCAGGUGUCCAACUGGUUCAUAAAUGCCCGAGUUAGGCUGUGGAAGCCAAUGGUUGAAGAAAUGUACUCUGAAGAAGUUAAGGAACAAGAGCAAAGUUGUUCUCAGGACAACAACAAAAGAGAAUGCAAUAAGGAAUCAAACAUUGAAGCCCACUCAGGAUUUAACCUAGUAGGGUUGUCUGACAUGCAAAGGAGUCCCAAGCAACCGAGGAGCUCGGAGAUGCAGAACUCUCCAAACACCAUCAUCUCCAUGGACAUGGACAUGAAACCCCGAGACGAGGAGGCAAGUGAGUUUGUGAAAGAAAGGCACGGCAAAGAUGGCUACUCAUUUAUUAGUGACACCUACUCAGUAGGAGAGUUUGGAAGGUUUAGUAUUCCAGAGGGAAUGGCGGCUCCAAGGUUUCAAGGAAAUAAUGGCGUUUCCCUCACUCUUGGCCUUCCUCACUGCGAAAACAACCUCUCUGUAUCAGCGGCCCAUACCCAGCAAAGCUUCCUCUCCCCCCCACAGAGUAUUCAAAUGGGAAGAAGAAGAUCAUCACUUGAAAUGGGAACCGGUGACACAGAUUUUUGUGUCAUCAAUGCCCCACAAGCAUCUCACUCUAACACCGGCUAUGGGAACAUUAAUGACAUUCAAAGCAGAAAGAGGUUUGCACAAUUGUUGCCAGAUUUUGUGGCCUGAAGAAUUGAACAAGUAGCAUGCAGGUAAUUAAUUACUAUAUAUAUAUAAAACUAGUUAAAUGACUUAAUAUAUAGGCCAAAAUAGAAAAAGGAAAUGGGAUCGAAUUGAAGUAGAGUCUUUUUCAUCAAUUUGAUCACUUUCUAUUAUCUUCUAGUGCAUUGAUCAUAGGAAGGAAGGAGGAGGAGGAGCAUACUUAUUCUAGAGGAAGAAGAAAGUUAGCAUAUAUAUGUAGGGUAUACUCUCAUAAAACGAUCAACCAGAAGAUGAUUAUAAGGUUGGGUAUUGUGUAUCACAUUGAAACUCUUUGAUAUUAGCUAAGUUGAUUGAAAAGAUUCAUGACAAUGCUAUUUAUUUAGUUAUUUGGUAUACAAACUUUGUAUUAAUUCCUGUACAUGUGUGUGUACAUUUUUAAUUUUAGGUGGUGGUGGAGAUUUAUAUGAACAAAUGGGGAGAGAAAUCUCUUGGUGCAUGCUUCAUGCAAUAAAUAUGUAUAUAUGUUGUUC